This is a messenger RNA of Nelumbo nucifera (sacred lotus), 4507 nucleotides long. It is a transcript of the gene ABO1, whose product is annotated as IKI3 family protein. Gene Ontology annotation, cellular component: elongator holoenzyme complex; cytosol. Lineage: Eukaryota; Viridiplantae; Streptophyta; Magnoliopsida; Proteales; Nelumbonaceae. The record is from RefSeq and is a predicted model, not a curated record. Gene Ontology annotation, molecular function: protein binding; tRNA binding. Gene Ontology annotation, biological process: tRNA wobble base 5-methoxycarbonylmethyl-2-thiouridinylation.
UCUCAAAACCCCUGCCUCUGUGCUGUGCCUGUGCGUGAGAUUGCAGAGUCUUCCGCGCGCGAAAGAGAGACGGAGAACGCGAGGGUACUUAGUACUUGCCAUUUCCAGAAGCCUAGAUCGCGAGCGCUAUGUUUCUCUUCUAUUUAUACUCACAUUGGAGCUUGUAGUUCAUUUCUACUUCCAUUUUUUUUUGCCAUUUACCAGUUCUAGGGUUUUCUCUGUUUAUAUAAUAUUAUUCUGUCGCUAGAGGAGGUCAGGAUGAAGAACCUGAAGCUUUAUUCAGAGCUUACAUUCGAUCUCCAACUGCAGUCGACGGAAGAAGUUCUGUUGUUCUCUGCUUUCGAUAUUGAACGAAAUCGCCUGUUCUUUGCUUCAUCAGCAAACGUUAUAUACACUACUCAGAUUCCUAUAUCUCAGGGCAAACAAUGGAGGAAGACCACAAUAGCCUUGGAAGAUGAACUUGUGGAUUUAGAACCUGGGGACUGCACUACCGCUUUAGACUAUCUCAUGGAGAAGGAAGCACUGAUAGUGGGAACUACUGAUGGUUAUCUAUUAUUGCACACUGGUGAUGGGAAGACAACAGAAGUUGUUGGCAGAGUGGAGGGUGGUGUAAAGAGUAUUACUCCUAGUCCAGAUGGAGCCCUUCUUGCUGUUAUUACUGGCUUUGGGCGGUUACUAGUUAUGACUCACGAUUGGGAGCUUCUAUAUGAAACUACGCUUGAGGAGCCUCCUGAAGAUUUUGACGUAAGUGAAGCAACUGGAGAUUAUACAUUUGAAAGUACCCUUUCUUGGCGAGGUGAUGGGAAAUAUCUUGCUACUUCAAGUAAAGAGCACAACUCUUCCUUGCAUAGAAAACUUAAAAUUUGGGAACGGAAUUCAGGGUCACUGCAUGCAGCUUCAGAAUUAAAGCCUUUCAUGGGAGUAGCCUUGGAUUGGAUGCCAAGUGGCGCCAAAAUAGCUGCAGCAUAUGACAGGAAAGCUGAAAAAAAGUGCCCUCUGGUUGUUUUCUUUGAGAGGAAUGGGUUAGAAAGAAGCUCAUUUAGCAUUGAUGAGCCAAUGGAUACAAUAAUUGAAGUCCUGAAGUGGAAUUGCACCUCAGAUCUUCUUGCAGCCAUUGCCAGAUGUGAAAGGCAUGAUGCUAUUAAGAUUUGGUCCUUCAGUAACAACCAUUGGUACUUGAAACACGAAAUAAGAUACUCGAAGAAGGAUGGAGUGAAAUUCAUGUGGGAUCCGACAAAGGCAUUGCGCUUGAUUUGUUGGACACUUGGUGGAAAGAUCACAACCUACAACUUUGUUUGGGUAACAGCUGUGAUGGAGAAUUCAACAGCUUUGGUGAUAGAUAAUUCCAACAUACUAAUAUCACCUCUUGCUUUAUCUUUAAUGCCACCUCCCUUGUAUUUAUUCAACCUGAAAUUCUCUGCUGCUGUUCAAGAUAUGGCCUUUUUCCCCCAAAACUCCAAAAGCCUUUUGGCUGUGUGCUUAUCAAGUGGUAGUUUGUGUAUUGUAGAGCUUCCUGCCACUGAAACUUGGGAAGAGUUGGAGGGCAAAGAAUUCAACAUUGUACAUAUCUGUUCUGAAGUGGAGUUUGGGUCCUUGAGGCAUCUAGCUUGGUUGGAUUCACAUAUUCUUCUUGGCAUUUCUUACAAUGGUUCUGCUAAUACUGAUCAAUGUUUGGGGACAUCGUCCACAGAAUACAAGUUUUCUCAUCAUCAGGGGGUGGAUUUCUAUGGGUAUACUUUGUUGGAGAUUGAGCUGGUGUGCCGUGAGGAUCACAUCCCCGGAUUGGUGACCUCAUCAGGUUGGGAUGCAAAGAUUACCAAUCGACUAUGUCUUGAAGGACCUGUGAUUGGAGUAUCUACUAACCCUGUCAAAAGAGGAUCAGCCUUUAUUCAGUAUGAUGGAGGAAAACUUAUUGAAUAUACUUCAAAUUUGGGAAUUUCAAGGGCACAUGCAGAGUUGAACUUCCAGAAAGUAGAUAGUGAUAUUGGAUUUUCAUCAUCCUGCCCUUGGACGAGUGUUGUCUCUAUUUCUGAGAAAGGGAUGUUAAAGCCCUUGCCUUUCGGGCUUGAUGAUAAUAGCAGGUUACAUGCCGGUGGGAGGAUAUUAUGUAACAAUUGCAGUAGCUUUUCAUUUUACUCUAACUCUGCUGAUCAAAUAAUGACACACUUGAUUCUCACAACCAAGCAAGACUUGCUAUUUAUUGUUGAUGUUGAUGACAUUUUAUAUGGCAAUGUGGAAGUUAAAUAUCAAAGUUUCAUUCGGAUUAGUAACAAAAACAAUGAAGAAAAUAAAGACUCCAUAUUCAUAUGGGAAAGGGGUGCAAAAUUAGUUGGUGUACUUAAUGGAGAUGAAGCUGCUGUUAUUUUACAAACAACUCGGGGGAACCUAGAAUGCAUCUAUCCUAGAAAAUUGGUUUUGGCAUCUAUAGUUAAUGCUUUGGUCCAAGGGCGCUUCAGAGAUGCACUUUUCAUGGUAAGAAGACACCGAAUAGAUUACAAUGUCCUUGUUGACUGCUUUGGUUGGCAAGCCUUUCUUCAAUGUGCUACUGAAUUUGUCAGGCAAGUUAACAAUUUGAGCUAUAUCACUGACUUUGUCUGUUCCAUAAAGAAUGAAAAUGUUCUGGAGACACUGUACAAGAACAUUAUAUCCCUUCCUUACAUGAAGGUCAGUGAAGGUAUACAAACAGGAAAUUUGAAGGGUUUUGAUACAAAGAGCAAGGUCUCUUCUGUGCUGCAGGCAAUACGCAAGGCUCUUGAGGAACAGGUAUCAGAAAGUCCUGCAAGGGAGCUUUGUAUAUUAACCACCUUAGCCCGUAGCGAACCUCCAGCACUUGAGGAAUCCCUUAAGCGGAUAAAAAUGAUUCGCGAAAUGGAACUGUCAGGGGUUGAUGACCACAGGAGACAUUCUUAUCCUUCAACAGAAGAAGCUCUGAAGCAUCUCCUCUGGUUAUCUGAUUCUGAUGCUGUUUAUGAAUCUGCUUUAGGCCUUUAUGAUCUGAACCUUGCAGCGAUUGUGGCACUGAACUCCCAAAGGGAUCCAAAGGAGUUUCUUCCUUUCCUGAAGGGACUGGAGAGUAUGCCACCUGCUAUUUUGCAGUAUACAGUUGAUAUUAGACUGCACAGGUAUGAAAGUGCUCUUAAGCAUGUUGUAUCAGCUGGAGAUGCUUAUUAUGAAGAUGCGAUGAACCUUAUGAGAAAUAACCCGGAACUUUUUCCAUUGGGUCUUCAACUGUUCAUUGAUCCUUCAAAGAGGACUGAAAUUCUUGAGGCUUGGGGAGACCAUCUCCAUGAUCAAAAAUGCUUUGAGGAUGCUGCUACAACUUAUUUGUGUUGUUCUUCAUUAGGAAAAGCUCUGAAAGCUUAUCGUGCUUGUGGUCAUUGGAAAGGGGUGCUCACAGUGGCCGGUUUGCUCAAAUUGGGAAAGGAAGAGAUUCUGCAACUUGCUAAUGAACUCUGUGAAGAACUUCAAGCACUUGGAAAGCCAGCAGAAGCUGCCAUAAUUGCUCUAGAGUACUGUGGUGAUGUCCCUGGAGGAAUUGGUUUUCUUGUCAGUGCAAGGGAAUGGGAAGAGGCUCUGAGGAUUGGUCUUAUGCACAAGAGAGAGGACUUGAUUUUGGAUGUGAAAAAUGCAGCUGUAGAAUGUUCCGGAGUAUUGAUAGCUGAAUACAAGGAAGGAUUGGAGAAGAUAGGGAAGUACUUGACACGGUAUUUAGCAGUUAGACAAAGAAGAUUACUUCUCACAGCAAAGCUUCAAUCAGAGGAGAGAUCAAUAAAUGACAUUGAUGAUGAGACUGCUUCAGAAACUAGCAGUACUUUCAGUGGAAUGAGUGCUUACACUACUGGGACAAGAAAAGGCUCUGGAGCUUCUAUUUGCUCAAGCUUAGGCAGCAAGACACGAGAAAUGAGACGACAGAAGAAUAAAGGAGGCAAGAUCCGAGCUGGCAGCCCUGGUGAAGAGAGGGCUCUAGUGGAACACUUGAAGGGCAUGUCUCUAACCUCAGUUGCACAGCAUGAGCUUAAAUCCCUACUUGGUGCCCUUGUGAUGAUUGGCAAGGAAGAAACAGCUAGGAAACUGCAACGAGCGGCAGAUAAUUUUCAAAUGUCUCAAUUGGCAGCAGUCAUUCUUGCUGAAGAAACUACCUGUAGUGAUAACAUAGACGAGACCAGGCAUACCUUGGAGCAUUACAUACAGAAGGUGAAGAGUGAACUGCCCAAGUCAGAGGCUUUCUCAUGGCAGUCUAAGGUUCUACUUCCUCCUUAACAGAAGCAGUUAUGAUUCUUGACGAGGAAAUGGAGAAGCAAAGGUGGAACUAAAUUGAACUGUAAAAUUAUCUCCUCUUACUCAAACUAUUUCAGUUAAAUUUUGUACCAACUGCUUGAAUGAUAAAUUGCUUUUCCGUAUGCAUGCGAUUUUUUUUUUUUCUUUUUUCAACAUGACGCAUUGUUUUCAUGAUGAUUGUUAUUUUCUCAAUGGUUGCUAAGAAGGGUACAUGUCAUUCUCUGCAGCA